UUCGUUUCCGUUAUUUUUUUGCCAUCGGUACACUGAGUGAGCACACUACAUUUUAAGUCCUCAGAUCACUGUAACAUCGGGCGCUUACGAAUGCAUCGCGGAUUUAACUAUACAGUAUAAUAAUGUUUCUCAAUCUUUGUUUCCUUUGUGUUUUGAUGUCAGAAGCACUAUGUGAGAAACCACGUAAUACGAGUGAAUCUGUUCUCAACACGUACGUCAACUACAUCAACGCCUCCCACGACCUGGACAAGAGUGAUCGCGUCCUGAUGAGAAGGUGGUCCGAGGAGUUUCAGCUCCAGCUAGUCAACAUCACGUCUCAAUACAGACUCGACAUGGCGAGACACAGGGAACACAGCUUCAUGAUCAUUAAGGCCAAUGCCAAGUGGAACGAGUGUAUUAAAUUGCAUCGAAAUGAAAUAGACGACGCUCAGACAAUGUAUUUGACAAACGAGGCGGAGUGCCUGAAGGACGCCAACGCGAACAAAAAUAAGAAGAAACACUCGGUUGUCCAGAUGGAGAGGGAGAUAAAAAAAUGGCGGAAAAGCUACAGAUAUAUAAUAAAACAAUGCGAAGCGGAGAGUCCUAAAGACGACGCGGCAGUCGAUGACUGUGUCAUAGAUUAUAUCCAAAGAGACAACUAUCAUAUUGCCUUCCAAAGGCUGAUGCUGCUGAAGCUCGAGGCUAUGUCGGAGCUGUUCGAUCAGAUCAUCAGCUGUGAGAAGCAAUUAGAAGUCUGCUUGAAGGUGACCCUGGCCGAGUACUUGAACUCGGUCAGAACUAUCAUGGGCUACUUGAAUAGGUGUUAUAGGAGAGUUGUUGAAUGAACGAAAUCUUGUUAUACCUAAGUAUCUAUUAUAUUUUAUAGUUAUGAUCAAAGGUAAUAUAUAUUUAAAAAAAAUGUGCGUGGAGAUCCUCCUCGCGGAAGAAGAGACGCUUCGUAAUUGUAAGCUUUAAUAUUUAUAUUAAAUAAUAAUUGUCAAUUUGAAAAUAAAAUACUGCCGUUAAA
Danaus plexippus (monarch butterfly) is the source of this 1006-nucleotide messenger RNA. RefSeq lists its product as uncharacterized. The record is from RefSeq and is a predicted model, not a curated record. The transcript is spliced from 5 exons. NCBI's taxonomy places the organism in Eukaryota, Metazoa, Arthropoda, Insecta, Lepidoptera, Nymphalidae. The coding region runs from base 123 to 824 and encodes 233 amino acids.